AUGUCACCAACCAAGAAAUCCGACGCCUGUGCUGCAAAGCCAAAGCCUCCUAUCAAGAAGGUCAAAGUUGUCAACAGAGGCUCAGAGAUCAAGCAAAUGACAGCCACCGCCGAAGCAGCUCGGAAAUCCGCAAUAUCCUCCAAGCAGCCUUCCAGUCUUAAUCUGAUUCCACAACAAUCUUCUGGCUCAACUCACAUCGCACAAAGUUCUGGUCGAAUACUCAUCGGAAAGAAUGCGGCCAGCAGGAUAAGACAGCGCAAUAAUGUGGUUGGCAAGACUGAAGCUCCGAUCUCUCAGCCUAAGACUAAGAAGAUUGCAACUGAGAAAAAGGAUGGGGUAUAUAACACUUCCUCACAGCGCAAGUCUGCGUUAUCUCGCCCGGCUAGAUCUGGGUUACCUAUACUCGAUAUCGAUAAAGUUGCUACAGAAGCGGCGACAACCAAACGGCCUGCUCCUUCCCAAAACAUUACACUCCAGCGUAUGGCCAAUAAAGCAGUCCGUUCCCUUAAAGAGCCGGUGUCCGUGCCGAGGACUCACAAGCCUUCUAACGCACCCACCGCCUGCUCAACAGAAAACGUCAGGGCUGCAGAGUCAACCAAGAACGACAAACUGCAAACAGUUGACACAGACAGCCAGGCGCAAACAAAGACACAGAGUUCGGGAAGUAGAUUAUCCUCUCCGGAAGAUGAUGAUGUUGGUGGUGGUGUCAGGCCUGGGUCACGCGCCAGCAGUGAAGACAAAUUCCUGGGCAAGGAAAAGGGGGUCGAGGACAAGCGAAGCGAGAAGCGCAAGCAUGAAUAUGUUGAGGCUGAAGAUAAACCGAAUAAGAAGGUCCAUCUUUCAGGGCAGUGA
This is a messenger RNA of Bipolaris victoriae FI3, 852 nucleotides long. RefSeq lists its product as hypothetical. Lineage: Eukaryota; Fungi; Ascomycota; Dothideomycetes; Pleosporales; Pleosporaceae. The transcript is spliced from 3 exons. Bases 1 to 852 code for a protein of 283 amino acids. The record is from RefSeq and is a predicted model, not a curated record.